AUGGUGACGAUGGAGGCAAUAUUGGAGGCGAGAAGAUGGUUGAAAAGUAACGGCAGGCAAUUCACUUUCGUUCUAACUGCCAAGAGAUUGUUACUAUCAGUAACAGUAGGAACAGUACUACGUUCUAUUAAACACCAUGAUUCCAAUUCCGAUCAGGCCGAUCUAUGGGAUUAUUUGGAUGAAAUUGCGUUGCAUUUUAUACCAGAGUUCCAGAAGCUCGCACCCAUUAUUCACCAUGUUGGAAAGUUGACGCUGGCCGAUCUACAGGCUCGCCAGUACUACAAAUGCCAGCUUGAGUUCUAUGACGAAGUACCUCGCCCAGGCCCCAUUACUCGCAUGACCCCUAAAAAACAAAACUUUAUGGAUGAAUGGGAUGAUCCAAAACCGGACCCCUUCGAAUCACCAUUCCCUCAGUUCAGGCCCUCGGAUGUUGAGGUCGUCUUUGACGACCCCAGUACGGUCUUCGAUAUUGUUCCGAAAAAGGUCUUCGUUAAUGGCCAAUCUUUCUUCUGGAAACCUUCAUGGGCGCAGGAAGAGUCUAAAGAAGUAGUAGAAAAGUACAACAAAAUUCACCGUUCACGCAUUCCUCCAGAUCAACUGCUCAUCUCGCGGCUUUACGGCGUAGUCGUGGACAGCAAAGGCAUGCUACGCGGAGAGCUCUACCACUGGAUUGACAUUGAUCAGACUCUUACCUGGAGGACUAUCGAACAGGCACCCAAGGAUGUUCGGGAGAAAUGGGCUUUGCAGAUUCAAAAGACUGUGUUAACCCUGCACCAGAUGGAUGUUGUCUGGGGAGACGUCAAAGCUGAAAAUGUCGUCAUUGGCACGAGUGGUGAUGCAGUUGUUAUUGAUUUUGAAGGCGGCGCAACCAAGGGAUGGGUUGAUGAAGAUAAGAUUGGGACGAGGGAAGGCGACGUUCAGGGUUUGGAGAGGCUUAUAGAUUACAUCUUUAACGACAACUGCUACUUGCGGCUUAGAGAGAAGGAGUGCGAUUGUGAGGAUUACAUGGAAUCCUGA
This is a messenger RNA of Lindgomyces ingoldianus, 1017 nucleotides long. RefSeq lists its product as uncharacterized. The record is from RefSeq and is a predicted model, not a curated record. The coding region runs from base 1 to 1017 and encodes 338 amino acids. The transcript has 3 exons. NCBI's taxonomy places the organism in Eukaryota, Fungi, Ascomycota, Dothideomycetes, Pleosporales, Lindgomycetaceae.